Messenger RNA from Micropterus dolomieu (smallmouth bass), 1027 nucleotides. Its product is annotated as DNA damage-inducible transcript 4-like protein-like. The coding region runs from base 71 to 691 and encodes 206 amino acids. Lineage: Eukaryota; Metazoa; Chordata; Actinopteri; Centrarchiformes; Centrarchidae. Gene Ontology annotation, biological process: negative regulation of signal transduction. The transcript is spliced from 2 exons. The record is from RefSeq and is a predicted model, not a curated record. Gene Ontology annotation, cellular component: cytoplasm.
CCUACUACAUGGAGAAGAUACAGACCAAACGUUUGGAGGGGAUACCGGAGCUUCACACACAGGAAUCAGGAUGGUCUAUACCACGGCUCUGCUCUUUGGACACGGAGUGCCCGUCCCUUCGGAGGAAGAAAGUGUCGUAGAGAUGAUCGGAAAGUACUUUUCCCAGCUCACGGCCCCGGGCCAAAAUACGAGUGCAGCCCGGCGGGGCAGCGUUGAGAGCUGCGACGAGAGAGAGAACAACUCUCUUUUUGCCGACUUGGACGCUGGCUUUGAGCAGGAGCGGCUCCUUCAGCAGAAUGUGACCCGGCAGAUGGAGCGCCUUCUGACAAGGGCCAAAGCUUCCACCCUCCACUGCCAGGUGCUGCUGCUGCCUCGCCAGAUGACCACCAGGGUGGGCCAGGACGUGGUGCGCUCCUCUGCGGAUGAGCCCUGCGGGCUCCGGGGCGCCUCCAUCAAAGUCUAUGUGGAGGGCAAAGAUGGCCUGACGUUUGUUGGGAGCAUCUUCCCAGACCCAAGUGUCACCUCGACGUUUGAACUAUCUGUGAUCUUCAAGGCAGAUAAGGAUGACGGCUGGCCGCCACUCAUGCACAUUUUUGAUACCAACAAAGUGUUGAAGCUGAGACCACAGUACCGGCUGGUGAAGAGGAAGCUCUACUCCUCCGCCAGCCCUGUCAUCCAUGAUUACAACUAGGGGCAAUGCUAAGAAUGUAAACCCGUUUCACUACAUUUUGUGUGACUGUGAUUCCUAACUUUACAAGCACAGGUUUGGCCUGGACAGCACAGGGAAAUACUGGAGUUUCCCCGUUUAUAUUAUAUUGUCUGACUUGGAGCAGGAGGUCAAACUGCUUGUUUCCUACACUCUGUAGCCAACAUGUCCACAGCAUUUUGCACAAUGGUUGAACGUUAAAAGUGUACACUGUAAACAUAAACUUCCUUCCAGGACUGGGCAGGUCUCACUCCUGACAUGUGAUGUACUUUUGUUAUUUAUGCAAUUGUAAAGUAAACAUUGUUUUUUUUUUUUACCCAA